AUGGUUCCUUUAAGUACUCGAGGUCCUAGUGGAAUUGAUUUAAUUGAAACCGUCAAGUUAGCGCUGUCAGAUAUCAAUUCCAAUGAUACAAUUUUAAGUCAAUAUGAGUUAAAAGCAGAAAUUGGUUUCAGCAAGUUUAAUCCGGCUAGCGCAAUCGACGUUUUUAUACGCAUGAUAAUGCAAAAAACAAUUAAAGUUGGCAUAAUUGGCGCUCAAAAUUCGAGAAGUUCAGAAUAUGUAGCUUCAGCGGCUAAAUCAUGGAAUUUAGCACAGAUAUCUCAUGGUUCUACCUCACCGAUUUUAAGCAACAGAGAACAGUUUCCUUACUUUUUCCGAACAGCUCUAUCUGACAUCAGUUAUAAUUUGGCUCGUGUGGCCUUCUCCUUGCAUUACGGUUGGACUAAAGUAGCGGUACUCUAUCAGAUUGCAACAGCUUAUACAGCGGCGGCUAACGAUCUCGUUAGUGAUUUCAAAAGUAAAAAUAUUACUGAUGUAUAUGCCGAAGGUGUUCUUGAUCAGUUUGCCGUGGUCAUAGGCAAUCUUAAAGCUAAAGAUAUGCGAAUUAUAUAUGCCAUUGGCCAAGCUCCAGUUAUUUUACAUGUAUUAUGUGAGGCAUAUAAGCAAAAGUUAUAUGGUCCCAAAUAUGUCUGGAUAUUAGUUGGAUGGUAUCCUAAUGACUGGUGGGAGGUUGAAAUGCAGCCUCACACGAAAUGUACGCCUGAUCAAAUUUACCAAGUUAUACAAAAUUAUUUCUACGUUUAUCGAUCAUACCCGCAAACUAGUACCGAACCGACUAUUUCUGGAAGGUCACCACUGAAUUUUAAUCAACAAUUUCAACAUUUAAAUAAUGUUACGACCACCAAUACCUUACGUGCUUACAUGUACGAUGCCGUAUGGACAAUGGCUCAUGCUUUGGAUAAAACGGAGCAGCAAUUACUGCCUCAAAACAGGAGUCUAUCUCAAUUUAAUUAUGAAAGCAGCGAUAUUCGUAGUACGAUUGUUAAAAACAUCGCUGACAUGUCGAUCUUAGGUAUAACGGGAGAAAUUAAAUUCUUUGGAGCCGAUAGGCUUGGUGAUGUCUACAUAUUUCAAUUUCAAGGUGAAAAGUCACAAAACAAAACUGUUCCGGUUGGUCUCUACAAAGCAGCGACUGAUAGUGUAACCAUCUUUUCAGAAAACAAAGUCGUAUGGCCGAAUGGUUUCCCACCACUUUCUCAAUCCGUCAUCAAAAUCCAAACUUUGCACAUUUCCUUGGGUCUGACAAUUAUCUACUUAGCUCUAUCUAUACUGGGAAUACUGACAUCCUUGCUAUUUUUUGCAUUCAGUCUGUAUUAUCAGAACCACAAGCAAAUUAAGCUAUUAAGUCCGCGUAUGAAUGCGUUGUUUGCAAUUGGAUGCUGCAUCUGCUACGUUUCAGUGGUCAUGAUGGCAAUUGAUACCAAUUUUACAACUACAAUCGGAUUUUCGAUACUCUGUCAAGCAAAUAUUUGGCUCUUAUGUUUGGGUUUUACAUUAGCUUUUGGAUCUCUGUUUGCUAAGAUGUGGCGAGUGUACAGAAUUUUUGCUUUAAAAACUGCCAAAAGGAUUAUUGUCAAAGACUGGCAUUUGCUAGCCGUUGUAUCGCAGUUAGCAAUAGUCGAUAUUGUCCUUCUCACGAUUUGGACGGUCGUUGAUCCUUUAAUUGCUGAUGUUAUCACAUCAACCACCACGGAACCAAAGCACGAUAUUGUCUUCAAACAGACAUCAUAUGUUUGCACGUGCAAGAACACUGCUGUAUGGCUAGGGUUGAUUAAUUUAUGGAGGAAUCCCAAUCAUUGGGGAAGAAGAAAAAUUGCCGAUCAACAAGAGGUUUUUGUUGAUGAAUCGCUUCGAGGAGUAGGACUUGUCUCAUCUGAUACCACUUUUACUACGAUUGAAUCAGGGAGAUGUGCUUUACAAAAUGUAAUUGAAAAAUAUUACACAUAUCAUCAUAGCUUAGAAGUCAUAAUAUUAAGGGUACAAUAA
This is a messenger RNA of Trichoplax adhaerens, 2004 nucleotides long. RefSeq lists its product as uncharacterized. NCBI's taxonomy places the organism in Eukaryota, Metazoa, Placozoa, Uniplacotomia, Trichoplacea, Trichoplacidae. Gene Ontology annotation, biological process: G protein-coupled receptor signaling pathway; gamma-aminobutyric acid signaling pathway. The coding region runs from base 1 to 2004 and encodes 667 amino acids. The transcript is spliced from 14 exons. Gene Ontology annotation, molecular function: G protein-coupled GABA receptor activity. Gene Ontology annotation, cellular component: G protein-coupled receptor heterodimeric complex; membrane. The record is from RefSeq and is a predicted model, not a curated record.